Messenger RNA from Myxocyprinus asiaticus (Chinese sucker), 1971 nucleotides. RefSeq lists its product as uncharacterized. Bases 85 to 729 code for a protein of 214 amino acids. The record is from RefSeq and is a predicted model, not a curated record. The transcript is spliced from 3 exons. Lineage: Eukaryota; Metazoa; Chordata; Actinopteri; Cypriniformes; Catostomidae.
CACUAAUGUAACGCCAUACUGGGAUCCCUCCACCUUGAACCACACGGAAAGCGUUGUGAGUUGCGGAAAACUGUCUGAAGCAACAUGGAGAAAGAUCGCUUGCAGAUGAGUGUGAAGCACAUAACAAUUAAGCGAAGAGGACAACAACCUCAACCGCAACGAUGCCAUGCAGAUGCUCAUUUAUUUACGUGCCCCUUCUGCACAACUGGCACAUGCAAGCCAAGACAGUACCAUCAAAUAAUGACCCAUAUAGCUGGGCAUAAACUGAGAGCUGUUGAACAUGGAGAUUAUGUGAUAUACAGCUGUAGCAUUGGCAGUUGUGGAAAGGCCAGACAUUUUCACUGCUGCCAGUGUCCCCAGACCUACAUUAAUAAAGCAGCCCUAAAAAGGCAUCUUUGCAACAUUCACCCCAUAACUACUUCCACUCCAGAACCACAACCAGUAGGUUACCAACCACAAGAACCUCCUGUGCAGCAACCAGCACCUCGUCCACCAGAAUUAUCAGCUCCUCCAGUGGUUAAGAGAAAGCAAAUCUCUGUACAGUGUCCUCACUGUAGGUUGAGUCUGAAUCGUAAAAAUUUAAAGAUACACAUUGAGCGGAAACAUCAUGAAGCCGUACAUCCUGUAACUUCAAUAUAUCAUGUACCAGCACAGUGUGUUGAUAAAAAGAAUGGGAUAUAUGUCAUUGCAAAAACAUUUAGUGGGCCCUGCGUAUUGUCAAUAAAGUGAUCCUUUUGUUGGAGGUUUGCUGAGUCAUCACUUCAAAUGUAACAUAUUUGGCCUUUAUAUCAAUGCUUGUUACAAAGUCAGUUAAAUAUCAAUUAUUUAUAUAACCUUAUAGCUGUGAAGCUACUGCUGUGAUGAGGUAAGACACACAAAUACAGUUUCUGUAAUACAGAAUUUUAAUAAAUGGCGGUAUAUGCAAAUCACAUGAAAUAUGUUCUUAUAUGGUUUUCACUGAUAUAGUCACAUGUACAUCUUCAUUGUUUUUGUACUACUUUAAGUAGAGUAACUUGACUUGUUUAGCUGCUAUAAGGUAUUGUAGCUUGUGAAGAUACAGUUUUUAAGUCUCUAGAAUUUGUUAAACACGACAAAAUCAAGGAAAAAUUUUUACUUGGAUGAAUAUUUGUGAAGCUACUUCUAAAAUGCGCCAUAGAGGUUCAGUUUUAAUUUUCACUUUGAACUUGAAACACAGCUAAGAUAAAUAAAAUAUUUUUUAUUAGAGCUAAUGUGCAUUAGAAAUGAGGCCUAUGUUUUGAUACAUAUUUUUUUUAUAUCUAGAUAGGUUUACUUUGACAUUCAUUUGACUUGCCAUGUAGAACAUUUUGUUUCAUAUGCAAAAAAAUAAUUAAAUAAAAAAUAAUUAGCAUAAAAAAUAAAAAAAAAAGAUUAUUUUUUUCACAUGCAUAUCUCACUCAGUAUAUGAUGGGCGCUUUCUAAAUACAUGGUCACAUGUCAAAAAUUAUGUACAGUUUGCUAGAUUAAAAGAUGAUGCAUCUUACCCACUGACAAAUCUCUCCACUUAUUUCUUUUAACUCUCCUAUGGUAUUCUGUCAUUUUUGACUGAAAUAAAUUGUCCUCAUUUAAUAAAAAUGGUUUCCUUUAUAUGAGCAGUACAAGACUUGGUGACUUUAACUCCAUUUGCCAUCUGAACAUAAAAAAAAUUAAAUUAAAAAAAUUGGGCUUGAUUCGAUAAGUCUUAAGUGCUUGUCACCUUUGGUAUUCUCACUCAGAAUUGACAGACCAAAAAACAAUUUUUUUUUUUUUUUUGAUCUGUCAAAUAAAAUCAAUAUAUCAGCCACAAUGCAGAAGAAAACAAACAGAAAUUACAGGGUGAGACUCUAAAACAUCCUCAGUGCAAAACAUACAGACCUCACACACAAUAAUGCACAAAAAUGAACUGGUGAGACUUAACACAGAGCCUUUUUUUCUUUAUUUUUGUACAUUUGUCAAAAAAAAAAAAAAAGCAAA